CGUGGGAGACUGACUGUGGGAGACUGACUGUGGGAGACUGACUGUGGGUGAGAGGCUGUGGGUGAGAGACCGUGGGAGAGAUACUGUGGGAGACUGUGAGAGAGAGACCUGGGAGAGAGGCCGUGGCCUAGAAGACCCGAAGCUUUGUGUGGAGCAAUAGACCAAGGAAACUUCCGCACAGCGUUACACAGCCGAUGGUAAAAAUAAUGCCGCUCGACUGAUUCGGAGUGAGACCACUGCCCAGUGCCGAACACGAGGACACGAUGAGCGCCAGCGCGGAAGCAGAGGGGACAAGGAUCUGCUGCCCGGUGUGCAACUGGGUGGUGGUCAGCCCGCAGGCCCUGGAGGACCACUUGAAGCGGCACGGAGGGCGCACCGAGCCCAUCUUGUACCAGUGCACCCUGUGCCCGUACAGGACCGACAAGCCCUUCGUCCUCAUCAGCCACCAGAAGACGCACGUCGGCGAGAAGCCCUACAAGUGCCGCACGUGCGGGGAGGCCUUCGCCGAGCCGGAGGACUUCCGCGUCCACCAGCGCCUCCACGUGGAGGAGAGGCCCCACCGGUGCCCCGUGUGCAGAAAGGGGUUCGCCCAGCCGGACGCUCUCCGGUCGCACCAGAGGGUGCACGCGGGCGAGAAGCCGUACCGCUGCGACGUGUGCGGGAUGGGCUUCACCCGCGUCGACCACUUCCGCGGCCACCAGAUGAUCCACACGGGCGAGAACGCCUACCAGUGCUCCGUGUGCGGCGCCACCUUCGGCCGCGCCGAGCACCUGCGCAGCCACAACAGGACGCACACGGGCGAGCGGCCGUACGCGUGCGCCGAGUGCGGCAAGGCGUUCGCCAACUCGGGCACGCUGUCGGCGCACCGGCGGACGCACACGGGCGAGCGGCCGUACGCGUGCGGUGAGUGCGGCAAGGCGUUCGCGCAGUCGGGUGGACUCCUGGCUCACCGGGAGACCCACGCCAGGGCGAGGGCCCGCGCGUGCACCACCUGCGGGAGGGCAGCGCCAGGGCGCUCCGCGCUGGCCAGGCGCAGGGGCGGGAAGGGGCGCCGGAGUUGCUUGGCCUGUGGGAGGACGAUCGCCCGAGGGGCGGCGAAGGCGGAGGCGGCGGUGGCAGCUGGGAUUCGGGGAGGACAAGCGGCCGUUGCCGGUGACGCGAACGACGGCGGUGGCGGUGACGACGGCGGUGGCGGUGACGACGGCGGAGACGGUGACGGCGGAGACGGUGACGGCGGAGACGGUGACGACGGCGGAGGCGGUGAAGAUGGCGGCGGCAGCGACAACGGCAACGGUGACGGCGGCGGCGGUGAUGGCGGCGGCGGUGAUGGCGGCGGUAGCGGUGACGGCAGUGACGGCAGUGACGACUAUGAUGGCGGCGGCGGAUGUCAGCCGGUGGCCCCUUCCGCGUCGGAGCGGGGACGCGGCGACACUGCCGGUCACGAUACAUGGCCAGGCAUGCCUGCGGAUGGAGAUGGAGGGGAUCCUUCCCUACGCCCAUCAGUGGCGCAGCGGGGCAGCUGA
Molecule: messenger RNA, 1523 nt
Organism: Petromyzon marinus (sea lamprey)
Lineage: Eukaryota; Metazoa; Chordata; Hyperoartia; Petromyzontiformes; Petromyzontidae
Source: RefSeq, a predicted model, not a curated record